This is a messenger RNA of Engraulis encrasicolus (European anchovy), 1174 nucleotides long. RefSeq names its product elastase-1-like. Bases 33 to 1064 code for a protein of 343 amino acids. Gene Ontology annotation, molecular function: serine-type endopeptidase activity. Lineage: Eukaryota; Metazoa; Chordata; Actinopteri; Clupeiformes; Engraulidae. The transcript has 12 exons. The record is from RefSeq and is a predicted model, not a curated record. Gene Ontology annotation, biological process: proteolysis.
GGGUCUCAUCAGUGGAUUACUCCAGCAUCAUCAUGAGGAUUUUGCCCGUUCUCUCCAUCAUUUUUGCUCUCUUUGCCAUGAGCAUGGCAGGUCCAGUUGGCAAGGAGGUGAAGCAGCAGAAGGUGACCGAUGAGCAUGCAGCCAAUCAGCUGGUGACAGAUGAGCAUGCAGCCAAUAAGGAGGAGGCUCCUGUGGACACUCCAGUUGGAUCAGAUGCGGAUGUGAACAUUGCUACUCAGGAAGAUCUUCUUGGUGUGAAGGGGCUGGGGGAGGAGGAAGAUGCUGAGCUCCUGGAUGCUGAGGUCCUGAGUGCUGAGGGUGAGCCAGCUGAGGCCAAGGCUCCUAUCCAGAAGAGGGUUGUUGGUGGCGCCGUCGUCUCCGGCCGUUGGGUUAGAUGGCAGGUGUCUCUGCAGUACAGGUCUGGCAGUACCUUCAAACAUCUGUGUGGAGGCGUGCUGGUCAAGAGGAACUGGGUGCUGACCGCUGCUUCAUGCGUGCGCCACCGCAGGGCCUAUCGUGUGGUUGUUGGUGAAAAGAACCUCAACCAAUGCGGGGGCGAGAUGCUGAGUGUGAGGCGCAUCUAUCGCCAUCCUCAAUGGAGAAAUAGUCUGACUCGUGGCAACGACAUUGCCCUGCUGCGUCUGUCCUCCUACGUCACCCUGGGCACCUAUGUCUCUCUGGCCCCUCUGCCACCAGCCGGCCAGGUGCUGGGACACAACCAUCUCUGCUACAUCACCGGGUGGGGCCGUACUGCAACUAGGGGUCGCAACUCCAACGUAAUGAGGUAUGCGACUAUGCGUACGGUGAGACAGAACAUCUGCCGCAACCGCUACUGGUGGGGUCGCAGCGUCAACAGCAACAUGAUCUGUGCUGGAGGCAACGGCAGACAAGCUGGAUGUUACGGGGACUUCGGUGGAGCCUUGAACUGCUAUGUUGGCCGCAAGUAUGUGGUCCACGGCAUUGCCAGCUUCGUCUCCAGCCGCGGCUGCAAUGUAGCGAGGAAGCCCACUGUCUUCACCCGCGUCUCAGCCUACAUCUGCUGGAUCAGAGGAAUCAUUGGAUGAAGUCCCUCAUGAAGACUUGGGACGAUGAUGUGGGACUACAUGUCCUCUCACAUGAUCCUUAUCCUCUUCUAAUCACCACGUAGAUGUAGAAAUAAAACUCAUCAGCAUUU